UUCCAAUAUAGAAUAGUGGGUGUAAAUAUUCGUAAUUUUUGCAAUAUUUUCUGUCGUUCUGGCUUUUAUUACUUCAUAGAAACGUUUCGUAUACUUUGGAUGUUAAAUGCGAACAAAACAGAAGCAUAUAAGAGCCAAUUUUCAUUUUCACGAAGUUGUGAAAUUGAUAAAUUUUGUAGGGUUUAUGAAACGUAAUUUAACACUAAUGGCAGUCAGUACGACUCGUGAUUGAGUUCAGUAAGUGUUUAUUGAUAUCUUACCGUGAGAACGGCAAGCUCAACUUACAAUAAAAUACGACAAAAAUUUUCUACGAGCGCAUAUUGAUAGACAUGUUAUGUGAGGUAAAGGAAGUAGACACAUGCAACAAGUUGUUAAACUCUGUUUCAAACAUAUACGGGCCGGUGAAUGGAGGUGACACUGCACUUCAUGUUGCAAUACAGAACGGAGACCAAAUUUGUGUCGACGAUCUUUUAUUACAAUAUCAAAACGAUUUCUGCAAGUUUCGUUACUAUUUGGAAUCUAAAUAUCAAUGGAACCAAGAAGAUACCAUAUGGCACAAUAAAACCAUCUUAGUAGCAAUCAAUCUAGACCAGUGUCGAGCUGUGAAAGAUCUGGAGAAAAACUUACUGACUGCUGACGAAAUACGUCAGGCUAUAUUUAUUUUGUUACAAAUUCCUGUAGAAGGGGAGGAGGUAGCCAUAAUUCUUCCCUCAUGGGAUAAUCAGUUGAUACUGUUUCGAUUGCUCACCUCUCUGUUGCCAAAUGGAUUCCUCACGUGGAACUACGUAGGCGAAGGCUACAGGCAAACCUAUAUGGAACAGGCCGCCUCCUGUGGUAACAUAGAUAGUAUCCAGCGAUUACUUUCGGUGGGAGUUGAACUUGCCAUUCCAGAUCACAGCGCAUUAUUGGCAGCUUGUAAUACACUUCAAAUAGACACUAUUCGAUGGUUGUUAAACGAGCAUUUAGAGCGCGUUCUGCGGGAUACCGAUCAACAACAAGCUCUACUUAUACUUUUGAAGAAACGAAAUACCGCGAUGUUUGAGUUUGUUCUUGAUAAGAUAAUUGUCUAUCGCCGAAUACGAUAUAAAGAACAUGAUUCGAAGGCACUAGCAAAAAUAAUUCAAUAUAAAUUCCAUCCUUUUGUAUUUAAACAUCUUAGAAUGGGUCCGAUACGAAACAAAAUUGAAGAAUUUAUCAUCAAAUACAAGCUGGAUUUAGCCUAUCAAUGGGAAGGCGGUUCUAUGCUGGUAUGUGUCAUGUGCCGACGUUUGGCAUUGAAUUACUGCUUCGAUGUAAUUCGUCAAAACUAUCAAUUACUUGGCAUUAUAACUAAAAAUGUUUCCGCAUUACAUAAUUUAAUCGUUUGGGGUCACUUUGAUUUCCUGAAAGAAAUGUAUGACAAAUAUCCGGUGAUUAAAACAUACUUUCAAACCGAUCAUGGAUUCAUUGAUCUUCAGAAUGCUAUUUUGGAAAAAGAUUAUGUCGCGAUUGAGUUCAUUCUUACUCACCACAUUGAUUAUUUAAGAAGAGAUUUCGAUGGAUUCAAACAAAAAGUAUUGUGUGAAGAACGUCCGGAUCAGGCGCUCCUUGAAAAACUUAAGUUAUUGAUUAAUUCAUUUCCAAAUAUCGAAACCAUUACUGAUCAAAGUUACUCGGAACAACAAUCAAACGAAAAUUUAGAGCCUGGUGAGGAAUCAAACACUAAUGUUCUGCUGCACGUAGCGAUUGAAAAAAACAAUACCGAAUUUUUUCUACAAUGUUUGCAAAACGGUUGGGAUAUCGACGCACUAGAUAGCAAAGGAAACCACUCUAUCCACUAUGUCAGAAGCUUGAGUAUGUUUGAUUUUCUAGUUGGGCUUCAUCCAAAAGGCAUUAAUCUAGUUCAUCGUACCAAUAAUGACGGGUAUACACUUCUUCAUAAAGUAAGUUCCGCCGAAAUGGAUCCCGAAGAAAAGUUGCAGCUAUUGGAAAAGAUAUUGGCACGUGGAGCUGAUGUGAAUCAGGUUACAAAAGCUGGCGAAUCUGCUGCUUUUAUGACUGGAAAUUGCAUGAUUCUAGAACUGUUUAUGAAAUAUAAUAUCAAACUAUGCACUGUUAAUUGCAAGGGAGAGACAGCUCUACUGCGGUACCUCUUGAAUCGGAAUGCUUCAUUGGUUACUAUGCUGCUUCCAUUAGUGUACAAAUCAAACUGGUUUAAUCAACACGCACCCGAAUAUCUAAAUCAAUUGUUGAAUAACGAUCGAAUAUCAUUUAGUAAGGAUUAUCAACCAAUGUUUGUUAAAUACCCAGAUGUACUAGAGCAACUACUCGGUGCAGUUUAUCACCACUCUCGGGAGGACGCAUCACGGCUUUUUGCCAAGGCUUGUUAUGGAUCACUAAACUUCAUUGUGGAAAAAUUUCUCGACUUUGAUUUCAAUCUGGAUUACAAUUGUAAAACUAACUACGGAUGUACGCCACUGAUUGGGCUGUUGAGUUACGCACAGGAACGCAAUGUCCGUCUCGUGGAAAGGUUGCUCGAAAAAAAUGUCGAUGUACAGAUCCGGGAUAGUUUCGGAAGGGAUGCCUUGCUAAGUUUUGCGUUAUCCUUUGCUUCCGUAAAGCAAUAUGGACUUGGGACCGGAGUUUUUCAGGUGUUGUUAGAUCGAGGAGCAUCUGUCAAUGCCAGGGAUACUGAUGGAAAUACGGCGUUACAUUUUGCCUUCGCCCGCAAUGAAUGGGAGCUGCUGGAACUAUUGGUGCGUAAUGGGGGUGACUUAAGGGUACGAAACAACGACGACAAGUUACCGUAUCAGCUAGGACCUCGAAUAAAUCAAGAGCUGUUCAGCUUUAUGAGCUGACAAAUUUGUUGAAUUUUGCAGAGAAAGAAAUGGGUUACUUCAAUUUGGAGACAGAGAUUAAAUGGAAAUAAGACUUAAGUGCAAUUUUUCGACGGUGUUUCAUUUGCCAUUUCUGCUCGAAAGUACAAUACCAUAACAAUCCACCCCACCAGUGUUUUUCAAUGAAAAACGCCAUAAAAGUCAAAUAAAUUUCAAAAUUCUCUACCUGGCGAUUUGGUCAAUUAAUGUGUACAAAAUGUAACAGUUAUAUAACUUGUAACUUGAAGUUAGAAUAUAAAA
Malaya genurostris is the source of this 3116-nucleotide messenger RNA. RefSeq lists its product as uncharacterized. NCBI's taxonomy places the organism in Eukaryota, Metazoa, Arthropoda, Insecta, Diptera, Culicidae. Bases 330 to 2837 code for a protein of 835 amino acids. The record is from RefSeq and is a predicted model, not a curated record. The transcript has 2 exons. Gene Ontology annotation, molecular function: protein binding.